UCACAAUUUCUUCUUCAACGUCUGUCCCUCUACCGCAAUUACGUUUUUCCAACGUUUUUUCUCACUCCCCUCCAAUGUCUUCACUUACAAGCUACCGGUAUCGUACCAUCUUGCUUGCAAUAGUAGUCUCCCAUGUUAGUGUAUACAACGGUGUCGAUGAUGCUCUGUAGUGCGCUGUUUGCUGGUAGUAGCAGCAGAGCGUUGGCCUUUCAGGCUGCAAAAUUCGGUUUCAAACGGCCCAUGGAGAUCUUACCUCCACAGACUACUAGACUGUUUUCCAAGUCGUUGGAAAAUGAAGUGGAUCCGGGUCAGGUGGAAGGAACCGAUUUACGAAUUGUCAAAUACCCACACCCUUCGUUGAGAGCGGAAAAUGAAGAAAUCCAACCGUCGGAACUCAAAGACGGCAGCAUCGCCCAGCUGGCCAAGGAAAUGUUCCUCUACAUGUACGAAGCCGAAGGCGUGGGAUUGGCAGCACCUCAAGUAGGCGUCAAUAAACGGUUCAUGGUCUACAAUCAAAGUGGAGACAAAACUAGAUGGCUGGAUGAAAUUGUCAUGGUCAAUCCACGCAUUGUCGAGUACAGUGAAGCCAAGGAAACGGAUGAAGAAGGCUGCUUGAGCUUUCCAGACAUGUCAGGCGAUGUCGAAAGGAGUAAAUGGAUCAAGGUAGAAGCACUCAAUCUACGAGGGAAAAAACUCAAACGAAAAUUUACUGGAUGGGAAGCGCGUAUUUUCCAACACGAAUAUGACCACUUGGAUGGAGUAGUCUACAUUGAUAGACUCUCGGAAAAGGGUAAAAAAGAGGUACAACCGGUGCUGGACAAACUCGUGGACGACUUUGGAGAGGGAGGUGUGCUAUGAUGAGAGCACCAAUAAAUAAUUAUAGAUGAAUGAGAGUAGAUAAAACAGGUUGCUGAACUCCUCGAUUGCUUCGGAGAAGCCUUGAUAGUUACAACUUUUAGAACGUUUCUUCAACUGUUUUGUGCUGCCGUCCGACGUGAAACCACCCACAGCAAAGCACGUG
Seminavis robusta is the source of this 1021-nucleotide messenger RNA. The record is from the annotation of a GenBank genome assembly. NCBI's taxonomy places the organism in Eukaryota, Bacillariophyta, Bacillariophyceae, Naviculales, Naviculaceae.